AUGGCAGACUCAUCUCCGCACGCAAGCAAACGCAGAGCUCAUACGAAAUCGAGGACAGGUUGUGCCGAGUGCAGGAGGAGACGUGUGAAGUGCGGAGAAGAGAAGCCGAGUUGUAGACAUUGUUUCCGACGAAGUAUCCCAUGUCUGUAUCCAUCUCAGGAUACUCUCCCGAUUCACCCAGCCGAAGCGAGCUCGUCGCCCGUAAGUGUGGUAACAGCAGUAGCAAGUAAAACUGCCGCUGCCACUGCAGCUCAACUGCCGCAGUCUCCUUUGCCGAGUGAUGGCCCAAUUCCAACUUACACCAUUAAGGAUAUGGCUCUAUUACACCACUGGACAUGGUCGACGAGCCAGAGUAUUGCCGACUUCCCCGACGUGAGCCGCUACUGGCAGACCGUGUUUCCACAGAUUGCGUUUGAGCACACUUUCGUCAUGCACGCUAUUCUCAGCUUGGCGGCUUUGCAUCAGGCAUACCUUUACUCGGAAAGAAGAAAGCAAUUGACAAUGGAGGCUAUGCGGUAUCACAACCAGGCAAUACAAGGCUUCCAGCGCGGCAUUGAGCAUAUGAAUGAUAGCAAUAGCGAUGCGCUGUUCGCCUGCUCCUCGUUAAACAUCAUUUAUGUGUUCGCCAUGUACGGGCAACUUUACGAGGAUGCGGAAUUCGAUAUGACCCCGGUAGCCCGAAAGUCACGAAUACUAGGCGCGGAAUGGCUUCCAAUGGUACGUGGUGUUGAGGCUAUUCUACAUCCCGUGUACCAGCGCGUCCGGCUCGGGCCAUUGAGUUCGCUAUUGAACCUUGGAAAUUGGGACCACCUGGAUCCGGACUCCGAGCAUGUAGCCGAUGAUGAGCGCUUCCGCAGCCUUGGCAAUAUAUGGAAAGAUAGUGGCGACCGUGAAAUCUAUGAUAAGACGUUAUUUCUUCUUAGAAAAGCUCUAGCAUAUAUGAAACAGUUUGAAACCAUGAAUGCUGAGACCGCGGAGACCUUGAGCUAUAACAGGAGAUUAUCUGGGCCUCUUAUCUGGAUAUACACCGCGCCUGGGGAAUAUUUUCUGCGAUUACACCAACGGCAACCACAUGCGAUGCUGCUCUUUGCUUAUUUUGGUGUGGUAUUCCAUAGCAUGAAUGGUUACUGGUUCUUUGAGGGAUGGGGAAGGAAUAUCGUAAAAGUAGUUGAUGAACUAUUGGGGGAGUACUGGGAACCGUGGACAGAAUGGCCAAAACUGGUUGUAGGUCUAUCAUAG
Molecule: messenger RNA, 1239 nt
Organism: Trichoderma asperellum CBS 433.97
Lineage: Eukaryota; Fungi; Ascomycota; Sordariomycetes; Hypocreales; Hypocreaceae
Source: RefSeq, a predicted model, not a curated record